Molecule: messenger RNA, 495 nt
Organism: Zasmidium cellare ATCC 36951
Lineage: Eukaryota; Fungi; Ascomycota; Dothideomycetes; Mycosphaerellales; Mycosphaerellaceae
Exons: 2
Coding region: 1-495 (164 amino acids)
Source: RefSeq, a predicted model, not a curated record
AUGGCCCCGAUGCAGAGCAAGCCCCCUUUGCUCACGCUUCCACGCGUACUUCGCGACAUCAUUUACGAGUAUGCGCUCAAAACUGAUGUGACUGUCGAAUUCCAAAGAACAGGAUUGUACAAUGAGGCCCCGCUCGUCAACACUCCCGGUCUCCCACUGGUGUGCAAGCAACUCCAUCGCGAAUCGAUCCAGCUCUACUACAUGUAUAGCAAGUUCAUACUACGCAUAAACAUGGACAUAUUCAACUGGUUGAGACGCCUCCCGAUUCGGUACAGGCAGCUGCUUCGGUGUGUGCGUUUGAUCCAAGAUGCCCCUCUUUGGUACUCCCUUGACCCAAGUCUGCUUGGUGUUGGCAUGCACGACAUACUUCGGAACGGCUACUUGGCACGGAGACUUGCGGCUGAAGGCAUCAUUCUGGGGGAAGGAGUGGUGAGCGCUUGGUAUGAGGAGAUCAGGAGUGAUUAUGACGAUAUCACGAGAGACCGCAUGAACUGA